GCGAAUGUAAGGAGUGAAGAAUUUAUACCCGUAAAAAUAAGCCAGUGAAAGAGUUAAAUUGCAUUAACAAACUUACCGGAUUCGCAUAUUCUGGGUCCAAAAGCUGGGUAGCAACAGAAAGGAAAAGUAAAGGAUAUUUUUGAUUCCAUUUACGAGCUAUAUAUUAUCGUGAAUUCCCAUUCCCAUUGACGAAAGUGAAUAAUUUUCAAAAGCUAUAGUCAUUAGCUUGGGUCACGAAGUUUGGGAAUGUUUACUCGGAUAGGAAUUCGUUCACCGUUAGCAUCUCAUAAUGUAAAGCUUUUGAAUGUUAUGCGUCGAGGAUCCUCUCGUCGUUUGUACAGCAAAGAGCCCCCUACCAAGCAAGCUUUAAGCAAACGUUCAAGUUGGACCAAGAGACUAGUCUGGAUGGGGAGUAUUGGAACAGGAAUUUACGUUUGGGACAGAUACUAUAACGCCCAAGCUUUGACUCGGAGUAUUCGGACCGUGUAUACAGCAACCAUUGUUGCAUUGGAUUACAAGCUAAACUUCAAUGAGCAGAGAGCUGAUCGAAUUGAGGCCUUACAUGAGCGAGUUGCUCAGCGCUUGGUGAAUAUGGUAUCCAAAAAUGGCGGUCUUUACAUUAAAAUGGGGCAAAUCGUCGCAAUGCAAUCUUCUAAUCUUCCUCCUGUAUACGGGAGAGUAUUCAAGGGAAUGUUUGAUGACGCUCCACAGAUAGGAUGGGAUGAAGUAUCUGAGAUCAUCAAAACUCAAUACAACAUGCCAGCAGAAGAAGUUUUUGCUACAAUUGAAAAAAACGCUUCUGCGAGUGCUAGCAUAGCUCAAGUACACGAGGCUAUUCUUCCUUCAGGAGAGAAAGUAGCCGUCAAGGUGCAAAAACCAUCCGUUUCCAAGCAAAUGAACUGGGAUUUAUUGGUCUAUAGAUGUAUGAUGUAUGUUUACGACAAAUGGAUAUUCCAUAUUCCCUUAUACUUCACGGUGGACUAUGUUUCAGAACGACUUCGGUCGGAAGUAAAUUUCAUCGUUGAAGCCGAAGCGACUCGAUCAAGUCGUGAAGCCAUAAAUCAAACAGAUUAUUUGAGAGGAAAAGUCUACGUUCCAAAGGUUUACGACAAACUCUCAGGAGAAAAGAUUAUGAUUACAGAGUGGAUUGAUGGGAUUCCCCUUUACAACCAACAAGCAUUGUCAGAUGCUGGUUUCAGUAAAAAGCAAAUCCUCAGUAGCUUGUUUAAUUUCCUUUCUUUUCAAAUGUUUAAUACAAAGCAAGUGCAUUGCGAUCCUCAUCCAGGUAAUAUAGUUGUGCGGAAAGUAGGUCGACAGCCUCAGGUCGUGAUUUUAGAUCAUGGAUUGUAUGUCCAUGAAUCGGAAUCUUUUCGAAAGAGUUUUGCUCUUCUAUUUAGUGCUGCUUAUACGCUUGAUCGAGCCACUAUUAUGAAAGUCAUGCAUUCCUGGGGAAUUAGGGAGCCCGAUCUAUUUGCAAAUCGAAUGUUGAAUAUUCCUAUUGAUGGUGACUUUAAAGACGAGUCAGUUCUGAAGUCUCAAGAGCAGUUAUUUGAAGAGCAGCUUACUCAGAAAUCAAGGUUUGUGAGCUUUUUACAAGACUGUCAUCGUUUACCUCAAGAAUUACUAAUGCUUGGUCGCUGUCUCAUGCUCAUCCAAAAGAACAAUCAAAUGUUUGGGUACCCGGUGAAUAGUCUAUCAAUAUUGGCAAACGUUGCUAGCCGAUAUGUAGACGAAAAACCUUCACCCCGAUGGUACCAAAAGCUACUUUCACCCAUAUAUUGGUUUUUUCAACACAUAAUGUUCCCUGGUGACAUUCGGGUCCCGGAGAUUCCUGAUUAAGAGUACAAGAUGAUAUCUGUUCAUUGACUGUCCGAAAGCAUAGGAAAUUGAAACUUAUUUCUACGAAACACUUUAUCUUGUCCUUUGCAAACUAUGAAGAGAGCAAUUCUCUAAUUAGGAUAAUAUAUGAAUAAUACAAUUGAAUUUCAACAAGACACUAAAACAUUAGAAGAUUACACAAAAUCAA
Messenger RNA from Schizosaccharomyces cryophilus OY26, 2026 nucleotides. Its product is annotated as atypical/ABC1/ABC1-B protein kinase. The coding region runs from base 247 to 1839 and encodes 530 amino acids. The transcript has a single exon. NCBI's taxonomy places the organism in Eukaryota, Fungi, Ascomycota, Schizosaccharomycetes, Schizosaccharomycetales, Schizosaccharomycetaceae. The record is from RefSeq and is a predicted model, not a curated record.